ACACCCAACCUUCACUUCCCCCCCUCUCCCCCCCGACCUGCCGUACCCCUAGCUAAGGACGCAUAAUUCUCGCCAGACAAGUCUUGGACGGCAUGACGAUCGACAAGGUUUUUAUUCUCAAGUCUAGCGAUGGGAGGCCUCUCAAAUUAGACACCGCCGUAAGUUUACAAGAACCUGCCAUCGCCAUAAAACCACGCUGUACGCUUACGUAUUACCUUGUAAUAGGCCGAUAUUGAACCACAUAUCGCUUCCCUCAAGGGCAAUGAGACGGUGGAGGAAAUCCGGCUCGGUGGUCACACUUUUGGAAUCGAAGCCUGCAAAGCGCUCGCCGAGGUCCUGAAAACAAACAAAAAUCUGCACGUAUGUAGCCCUAUCUCUGCUGAAGUGACGGAGCUGACAUAUGAUCCAUACAGGUCUUCAAUGCGGCCGACAUCUUUACCGGCCGCCUUAUCUCUGAGAUUCCGGAUGCCCUUGCGGCGCUACUAACAGCGCUCUUGACCCUUGAGCAUUUGCACACUGUCGAUCUCUCGGAUAACGCCUUCGGGGGCCGCCUUGCGGAUACUCUAAGGGAUUUCUACGCCCGGGCCGGUCCAUUACGGCACCUUUUGCUGAAUAACAAUGGCCUUGGUCCUGCCGGUGGCAUCAUAGUGGCCAACUCAAUCCGUGACCUUGCAGCUCUCAAAGCGUCGAAACCGGCACACCCUCCCCUUGAGACUAUUGUUUGCGGUCGUAACCGCCUUGAGAACGGAUCCAUGGAAGCGUGGGCGCAGGCUUACGCUGCACAUAGGUCGCUAAAGACAGUCAAGAUGGUGCAGAACGGGAUCAGGCAGGAGGGCAUCAACACGCUUUUGAGAAAUGGCCUCUCAAAGAAUCAUGGGUUACAAAUCCUGGACUUGCAGGACAAUACGUUCACGGCCACAGGAGCUCAGGCUUUGGCAGCCGUUGUAACGAACUGGGGUGACCUACUAGAGCUAGGGGUUGGUGAUUGUCUAAUUUCUGCGCGUGGAGGAGUAUUGCUAGGCGAGGCAUUGGCACAGGAGAAAAACAAAGCGCUCAAAACUAUCAGACUUCAGUAUAAUGAAAUCGACGUUAAAGGUGUUGAGGCCAUUAAAAGGGCCAUCAAAACUGCUCUCCCGAAACUUCAACGGUUAGAGCUUAAUGGAAACAGGUUCUCGGAGGAGGAGCUUGUCGUCGAGCAAAUGCGCGAGAUCUUUGAAGAUAGAGGAUUCGGCGAACUAGACUCCCUCAGCGAUAUGGAGGAGGAGACCGACGAGGAGGACGAGGGCGACGAAGACGAAGAGGUGGACGAGAAGGAGGACAUCGUCAAACAGGCAGAGGAAGCGGAGAGCGCAAAAGUUCCACAGGAGGGUGACAAGAAGGUCGAUGCCCUCGCAGACUUGCUCGGUGGAGCAAAGAUUGCGUAGGAGGGAAGAGAGCUGUCCCCCAAACUCCGUGCCCGGACGAGGCAGUUAUUUUUUUUUUUUUUUUUUUUUCGUCACUGAAGUAAACAAACGGGGAGAUAGCAUCUGUAUUGUGCCUUGCCCGAUCUUGAAAUAUUUUCCCCUUGAUCCCCUGCUGUAUCCCGGAGAAGCCGAAUGGCGUUCUUUAUUACCCGAUUAUUCCUUCCUUCCUUCCCUUCCUGUGUUUACCGGCCAUUUUAGAAUACACUUAUCCUUGCUAGUAUGAUACAGUCUGAUAUCCCCUUAUAACUCUUGAUGUAACGUAACGUCUUCAAUCCCUAGCUAGCU
Molecule: messenger RNA, 1748 nt
Organism: Tuber aestivum (summer truffle)
Lineage: Eukaryota; Fungi; Ascomycota; Pezizomycetes; Pezizales; Tuberaceae
Source: the annotation of a GenBank genome assembly